Messenger RNA from Carlito syrichta (Philippine tarsier), 382 nucleotides. It is a transcript of the gene ATP6V1G3, whose product is annotated as ATPase H+ transporting V1 subunit G3. Lineage: Eukaryota; Metazoa; Chordata; Mammalia; Primates; Tarsiidae. Gene Ontology annotation, cellular component: vacuolar proton-transporting V-type ATPase complex. The record is from RefSeq and is a predicted model, not a curated record. Gene Ontology annotation, biological process: proton transmembrane transport. Gene Ontology annotation, molecular function: proton-transporting ATPase activity, rotational mechanism.
GCAGGCUGCCAUGACCAACCAGUCUCAGGGGAUCCACCAGCAACUUCAAGCAGAAAAAAGGGCCAAGGACAAGCUAGAAGAAGUCAAGAAGAAGACAGGAUUUGCAUGAGGAAAAGGGAAGUGAUUGAAGCAAGCUAAGGAGGAAGCAAUGGCAGAAAUGCAGUACAGAUUGCAGAGAGAUAAGGAGUUUCAACUUAAACAAUCUAAUAUAAUGGGUUCUCAGAGUAAUCUCUCAGAUGAAAUGGAAAAACAAACACUAGAGAAGAUACAAGAACUGAACAGAUGCUACAACAAGUACCUGGAAGACGUUAUGAGACAGCUUUUGAGCAUGGUCUGUGACAUGAAACCAGAAAUUCAUGUGAAUUACAGAGCAACCAACUAA